CUCCCGGGAGCCGAGCUGGCUCGCGCGCUUGCAUCCCGCACCAGCCGUCGGCCCCGGGCCCGGCCCGCGUCAGAUCGAGCCGCCGCCACCACAGCAGCAGCAGCACUCGGGUAGCCGGGCCCAACCGGGGCCGCGGGAGGCGGGGGCGCCCGGGCCCUGGAUGUCCCGCAGCGCGGCGGCCAGCGGCGGACCCAGGAGACCUGAUCAGCAUUUGCCCCCAGCCCCCUGUGGGGCCUCGGGGCCCCCUGAAACCUUCAGGACGGAGUCAGACGGGGCGGGCACCAUGAACAAGUUACGGCAGAGUCUGCGGCGGAGGAAGCCAGCCUAUGUGCCUGAGGCGUCACGCCCACACCAGUGGCAGGCAGAUGAGGAUGCGGUGCGGAAGGGCACAUGCAGCUUCCCCGUUAGGUACCUGGGCCACGUGGAAGUGGAGGAGUCCCGGGGGAUGCACGUUUGUGAAGACGCAGUGAAGAAGCUGAAGGCGAUGGGCCGGAAGUCCGUGAAGUCUGUCCUGUGGGUGUCGGCUGAUGGGCUCCGAGUGGUGGAUGACAAGACCAAGGACCUGCUGGUAGACCAGACCAUCGAGAAGGUGUCCUUCUGUGCUCCUGACCGCAACCUGGACAAGGCUUUCUCCUACAUAUGCCGUGACGGCACCACACGCCGCUGGAUCUGCCACUGCUUCCUGGCCCUCAAGGACUCUGGUGAGAGGCUGAGCCACGCUGUGGGCUGCGCGUUCGCUGCCUGCCUGGAGAGGAAGCAGCGACGGGAGAAAGAGUGCGGAGUCACCGCCGCCUUCGAUGCCAGUCGCACCAGCUUUGCCCGCGAGGGCUCCUUCCGCCUGUCCGGUGGCGGGCGGCCUGCGGAGCGCGAGGCUGGGGACAAGAAGAAAGCAGAAGCAGCAGCUGCUCCUGCUGUGGCUCCUGGCCCUGCCCAGCCUGGGCACGUUUCUCCGACACCGGCCACUACAUCCCCUGGCGAGAAGGGAGAGGCGGGUACCCCAGUGGCUGCAGGCACCACUGCUGCUGCCAUUCCCCGGCGCCAUGCACCUCUGGAACAGCUGGUUCGCCAAGGCUCCUUUCGUGGGUUUCCUGCCCUCAGCCAGAAGAACUCACCUUUCAAACGUCAGCUGAGCCUACGGUUGAAUGAGCUGCCAUCCACACUGCAGCGCCGUACAGACUUCCAGGUGAAGGGCACAGUGCCUGAGAUGGAGCCUCCUGGUACCAGUGACAGUGACGGCAUCAGUGCCCUGUGCACACAAAUCAGCUCGUCUUUCGCCAGUGCCGGAGCACCAGCGCCAGGGCCACCGUCUGCCACAACAGGGACGUCUGCCUGGGGUGAGCCCUCUGUACCUGCUGCAACGGCCUUCCAGCCCGGGCACAAGCGGACACCGUCGGAGGCUGAGCGAUGGUUGGAGGAAGUGUCCCAGGUGGCUAAGGCCCAACAGCAGCAGCAGCAGCAGCAGCAGCAGCAGCAGCAGCAGCAGCAACAACAGCAACAACAGCAACAAGCCACCUCCGUGCCACCAAUGCCCACCAUGGCCCCCCCCCUUCAACCCUUCUCCGCCCCAGUGGGGCCCUUUGACACUGCAGCUGCCCAGGUGGCUGUGUUCCUGCCACCCACACACAUGCAGCCUCCGUUUGUGCCCGCCUACCCAGGCCUGGGUUACCCACCCAUGCCCCGGGUGCCUGUGGUGGGCAUCACACCUUCACAGAUGGUGGCCAACGCCUUCUGCUCAGCUGCUCAGCUCCAGCCCCAACCUGCCACACUGCUUGGAAAAGCCGGGGCCUUCCCCCCACCUACCGCGCCCAGUGCCCCUGGGGGCCAGGCCCGUCCACGCCCUAACGGGGCUCCCUGGCCCCCAGAGCCAGCGCCUGCCCCUGCCCCUGAGUUGGACCCCUUUGAGGCCCAGUGGGCAGCUUUAGAAGGCAAGCCCGCUGUGGAGAAACCCUCCAACCCCUUCUCUGGUGACUUGCAGAAGACCUUCGAGAUUGAACUGUAGCCCAAAUUGCCCUGCCCCCCACUCCAUCAGACCCAGGUGUACCACACUCAGGAGGGGAGGCCCAGCCUCUUCCCUGGUGUUGCUCCCUGAGCUGCGCCCCUCAACUCUCCCUCUAAGCCCUUCUCUCCACCAACCCUCACAAACCACUACACAAACCAAUAUUGUGAUGCCUAGAUUUUGCCAAGAUGGAAUUCAGGGAUGGACCCAGCCUGGCUAAGGGAACCAUUUCACUGCCGGACUUAGGCUGGCGAUGCCCCUUCUCCAGCCCUAGUCACGGAAUGCCCUCUGUUCAAGCUACUUUCCCCAGUUUCUGUUGUGCCCUUCCACUUUCCAGUGUUGGGCAGGAUGGAGGAGGGAUGCCCGCUUAGGGGCACUCCUGGGCCCACUUCGAGCCGGGCUCAUCCUCUCUCUCUCCUUGCCCCGUACACACAGCACAAGCUAAGGGCUUCCAUUUUGCCCACGCUGUGUUCACUGCCAAUGCUGUGCUUGCCCUGCCCCCUCCCCCACUCGGGGGCGAGUCUUCCGGAGGGUCAAGGUCUCACGGGGUGGGGCCCGAUUGGGGGCCCAGGAGAGGGGGAGGGGGGAAGGAUGAAGACGCUCUGUUACCUCAUGUCGGUGCCCGCUGGGGAGGGGUCCCAGGAGAAGAAGAAGGGCGUUGCCUGGCGGGUACUUUUCUAUCUUUUAUUUCCAGAUUUUUUUUGUAUCUAAACUUGCAGAUUUGUAUUAUACAAGGACAGCCAAUAAAGGAAGACUAUAAUGGUGGCCA
This is a messenger RNA of Rattus rattus (black rat), 2765 nucleotides long. RefSeq names its product NUMB like endocytic adaptor protein (gene Numbl). The record is from RefSeq and is a predicted model, not a curated record. The transcript is spliced from 10 exons. Bases 161 to 1999 code for a protein of 612 amino acids. Lineage: Eukaryota; Metazoa; Chordata; Mammalia; Rodentia; Muridae.